Molecule: messenger RNA, 1797 nt
Organism: Gorilla gorilla gorilla (western lowland gorilla)
Lineage: Eukaryota; Metazoa; Chordata; Mammalia; Primates; Hominidae
Gene: KCNF1
Product: potassium voltage-gated channel modifier subfamily F member 1
Exons: 1
Coding region: 1-1485 (494 amino acids)
Biological process (GO): action potential; protein homooligomerization; potassium ion transmembrane transport
Cellular component (GO): voltage-gated potassium channel complex; membrane
Molecular function (GO): voltage-gated potassium channel activity
Source: RefSeq, a predicted model, not a curated record
AUGGACGGGUCCGGGGAGCGCAGCCUCCCGGAGCCGGGCAGCCAGAGCUCCGCUGCCAGCGACGACAUAGAGAUAGUCGUCAACGUGGGGGGCGUGCGGCAGGUGCUGUACGGGGACCUCCUCAGUCAGUACCCUGAGACCCGGCUGGCGGAGCUCAUCAACUGCUUGGCUGGGGGCUACGACACCAUCUUCUCCCUGUGCGACGACUACGACCCCGGCAAGCGCGAGUUCUACUUUGACAGGGACCCGGACGCCUUCAAGUGUGUCAUCGAGGUGUACUAUUUCGGGGAGGUCCACAUGAAGAAGGGCAUCUGCCCCAUCUGCUUCAAGAACGAGAUGGACUUCUGGAAGGUGGACCUCAAGUUCCUGGACGACUGUUGCAAGAGCCACCUGAGCGAGAAGCGCGAGGAGCUGGAGGAGAUCGCGCGCCGCGUGCAGCUUAUCCUGGACGACCUGGGCGUGGACGCGGCCGAGGGCCGCUGGCGCCGCUGCCAGAAGUGCGUCUGGAAGUUCCUGGAGAAGCCCGAGUCGUCGUGCCCGGCGCGGGUGGUGGCCGUGCUCUCCUUCCUGCUCAUCCUCGUCUCGUCCGUGGUCAUGUGCAUGGGCACCAUCCCCGAGCUGCAGGUGCUGGACGCCGAGGGCAACCGCGUGGAGCACCCGACGCUGGAGAACGUGGAGACGGCGUGCAUUGGCUGGUUCACCCUGGAGUACCUGCUGCGCCUCUUCUCGUCACCCAACAAGCUGCACUUCGCGCUGUCCUUCAUGAACAUUGUGGACGUGCUGGCCAUCCUCCCCUUCUACGUGAGCCUCACGCUCACGCACCUGGGUGCCCGCAUGAUGGAGCUGACCAACGUGCAGCAGGCCGUGCAGGCGCUGCGGAUCAUGCGCAUCGCGCGCAUCUUCAAGCUGGCCCGCCACUCCUCGGGCCUGCAGACCCUCACCUAUGCCCUCAAGCGCAGCUUCAAGGAACUGGGGCUGCUGCUCAUGUACCUGGCAGUGGGUAUCUUCGUCUUCUCUGCCCUGGGCUACACCAUGGAGCAGAGCCAUCCAGAGACCCUGUUUAAGAGCAUCCCCCAGUCCUUCUGGUGGGCCAUCAUCACCAUGACCACCGUCGGCUACGGCGACAUCUACCCCAAGACCACGCUGGGCAAGCUCAACGCGGCCAUCAGCUUCUUGUGUGGUGUCAUCGCCAUCGCCCUGCCCAUCCACCCCAUCAUCAACAACUUUGUCAGGUACUACAACAAGCAGCGCGUCCUGGAGACCGCGGCCAAGCACGAGCUGGAGCUGAUGGAACUCAACUCCAGCAGUGGAGGCGAGGGCAAGACCGGGGGCUCCCGCAGUGACCUGGACAACCUCCCUCCAGAGCCUGCGGGGAAGGAGGCGCCCAGCUGCAGCAGCCGGCUGAAGCUCUCCCACAGCGACACCUUCAUCCCCCUCCUGACCGAGGAGAAGCACCACAGGACCCGGCUCCAGAGUUGCAAGUGACAGGAGGGCCCCUCAGGCAGAGAUGGACCAGGCGGUGGACAGAUGGGUAGAUGUGGCAGGCAUGUCAUCGACAGCACAGAAGGGCUGUCCUGUGUCCCCCCAACCCUCCCCUGGACAGACUCUGAAGGCCCUCCCGGCACCUCUGCCAAGGCUGGGUAAGACUCCUCUAUGUUGCCUGCUGUCCAGGAGCCCGGGAGGGAGGGGUGUGCAGGAGCCGCAGGGCCGUGUGGGACCAGUGGAGGCUGCGGCCUGGCUGGCACGAGAGCCCACGCCCGCUUCUGUAUCUCCCUCAAUAAAGCCUCCUGCUCUGUG